AUGACUCUUUUUAUUCUUAGCGAAACCAGCGCGGGCUAUGCCCUGCUCAAGGCCAAGGACAAGAAGCUCCUCAAGCGCGAGGACAUUGCGACUGAGGCUUCGACUGCGGAGGGAGUUUCUAACUUGUUGAAACUCAAGAGCUUCAAGAAAUUCGAUAGUGCCGCUACAGCUCUGGAAGAGGUUGCGUCCAUUGUGGAAGGAAAGGUCACCCCCCGCCUCGCAAGCCUCCUCGACGAGAUCAAGGAUGAGAAGAAGGUUUCGUUGGCAGUUGCCGACCCCAAGCUCGGCAAUGCCAUCGGCAAGCUUCCCGGCCUGGACAUCCAGCUGGUCGCCGACUCAACCACCCAGGACAUCUACCGCGCUAUCCGCGAACAUCUGCCUACAUUGAUUCCCGGUCUGAUGCCUCAGGAUAUGUCCACCAUGUCCCUGGGUCUGUCGCACUCUCUCGCCAGACAUAAGUUGAAGUUUUCCCCCGACAAGAUCGACACCAUGAUCGUGCAGGCCAUCGGUCUCCUUGACGACUUGGAUAAGGAGCUCAACACCUACGCCAUGCGUGUGAAGGAGUGGUACGGCUGGCACUUCCCAGAGCUUGCCAAGAUUCUCAACGACAACAUUGCCUACUCGAAACUCGUUCUGAAGAUGGGCAUGCGGUCCAACUGGGAGACCGCGGAUCUUGCUGAAAUUCUGCCCGAGGAGAUUGAGGAGCUCGUCAAGAACGCCGCUGACCGAUCCAUGGGUACUGAGAUCAGUGAGCAGGACUUGGAAAACAUCCAGGCCCUUGCCGAGCAGGUUGUCGGCUUCGCCGAUUACCGCACGCAGCUUGCCGACUACCUGACCGCUCGUAUGAACGCUAUCGCACCCAACCUGACUGCUCUCGUCGGUGAGCUCGUCGGUGCGCGCCUGAUUGCCCACGCUGGCAGCCUGACCAACCUGUCCAAGAGCCCGGCAAGUACCAUUCAGAUUCUGGGUGCCGAGAAGGCUCUGUUCCGUGCCCUGAAGACUAAGCAUGACACUCCCAAGUAUGGUCUGAUUUACCACGCUUCCCUGAUCGGUCAGGCGACGGGCAAGAACAAGGGUAAGAUGGCCAGAGUUCUCGCCGCGAAGGCUUCUCUUGGUCUUCGCGUUGAUGCUCUCGCUGAGUGGGAUGAUGAUGCUACGGAAGAGGACAAGGCCGCCCUGGGUACGGAGGCGCGUUACAACCUCGAGAGGAAAUUGGCUGCUCUGGAAGGCAAGCCCAUGAAGCCGAGAGGUGUUGCCAUCGCCCCCAACGGCGUUGCCACGCAGCAGAAGAAGUUCGAGCUCAACGAGGCUAGAGCAUACAACGCUGACGCCGAUGCUGUUGAUGGUGAAGAGCCUGCUUCGGCCAAGAAGUCUAAGAAGGAGAAGAAGCUGGUCCAGGAGGUUGAGGACGAAGAAAUGGCCGACGCUGACUCAGAUGAGGAGGUCGAUUCUGAUGACUCCGAGGAGGAGACCAGCGACAAGAAGUCCAAGAAGUCCAAGGACGCGGAGCUGGAGAAGCUUGCCGAGAAGGCCGGCCUGAGUCUGAAGCGGUACAAGCGCAAGCUCGAACGGGGCGAGAUCACAUUUGACGCCGAGGGCAACCCGACUGCUGUCAGCAAGAAGGACCUGAAGAAGGCCAAGAAGGAAGCCAAGAAGGCCUCUAAGGGCGAUGACAAGAAGCGCAAGCGCUCGGACGAGGGUGAAGAGGCCGACAGCACCGACAAGAAGAAGAAGAAGAAGAAGGGCAAGGAGUAA
Messenger RNA from Penicilliopsis zonata CBS 506.65, 1755 nucleotides. RefSeq lists its product as hypothetical. The transcript is spliced from 3 exons. Gene Ontology annotation, molecular function: snoRNA binding. The record is from RefSeq and is a predicted model, not a curated record. Lineage: Eukaryota; Fungi; Ascomycota; Eurotiomycetes; Eurotiales; Aspergillaceae. Gene Ontology annotation, cellular component: small-subunit processome; box C/D methylation guide snoRNP complex. The coding region runs from base 1 to 1755 and encodes 584 amino acids.